CCGAUAGUGGGACGAGUUGUCUCCCAUCAAUACCAGAAAUGAAAGUAGAAUAUUCCAAUCCCAAAUAACGAGCCUCAAAUAACAGUGAUCAGACGUUUGUGCUGGAUUUUGCAGUAUGUGGAAAGUAAUCCGUUUCGUUGUGCAGGUCUUAUGUUUAGCGCUUUCAGCAAAAGGUGCAUCUUAUCAUAACCAAGAACCAGUGAGUCUUUGUGCAGGUAAAGAGGUUACAACCAAAUUUGUAUAUGGUGAUCCUGCAGUGAAAUUUAUCAACUUGACAGUAAUAAAUUGGACAGUUAGAAAGACCAAACAAGAUACGGCAGAAAUAUUCUGCUACUAUAAUAAAAAUAAUGGAUUCAAGAUCCGUGCUCCUCAAGGAGACAGGUUCAAAGACAGACUAACAUGGGUUAACAAUACACUAAAUCUGAAGUUUAGUAAUCUAACAGCAGGUGAUACAGGCUUUUAUGAUGUUUCCAUAACUAUUUUUGGAGCAGGGAAGGAAGAAACUAAAGAUACAAAUGCAACUUUCCAGCUGACUGUUAAUGAUCCAUGCUUAAUUGACGAAGAGAAAAAUGAAAAAGGCUGCUCAAUGUUGGUUUGUUCAUCAAUGGAGGACAACCAAGUGUAUUCAUGGACUGGUCAAGAUGCUGAAGGAAAGACAGACAGAGAAGUUACAGUUUGUCCAAAGGAGGAAACAAACUAUACAUGUUGUGUUGAUGCCAUGAAGACCAAAUGUUCAUCAUUCACAGCACAAGCAGCAGGAGAGAUUCAAACUACUGAGGUCACUAAUAUGGAUAACAAAAGAGAGUUUCAAACUACUGAAGUCAAUAAUCCAACAAUGGAUAACAAAAAUCAAUCUAUGGAAAACAAAACUAAAGCUAAAGACAAUGGUGAGAAUGAUGGAGGUCUAUCUACUGGAGCUAUUAUUGGAAUUGUAAUUGGUAUUCUUGGUGUUAUUGGGAUAAUAAUAGCAGUUAUCUACAUAAGGACAAGAAAUGGUGAUGGGUACUCUGCACCACGAUCAAUUUAAAAAUGUAAAAAGAAGAGAACAAGUUUUUUGAAGAUACCUUUACAAGAGGCAGUCAUACUUCUAGUUCCAUCUAUGGUGUAUUUAGAAAUAAAAAUGAUAUAAGUUCACAAUGAAACAAAGAAGCUGAGAUAUAAUGUAAAAUCAAAAUGACCUAUGUGUUUAAUACAUGUAUAUGAUAGAUAUAUUGAAAGACACAAUUUAAAAAAAAUAUCUGAUCAGAAAAAAUGAAUGGACAUUGACUGCACUCAAAACAAAGACAAUUUUAUAUUUAUUCAUUGUUAUUAUAAGCAAGCUUUUUUAAUAUUACUAUCAACAUUUGAAAGAAUUGAACAGAUUGUUUAAUUUGUUUCUAACACAUUACAGGUGUAACAGCAUAUUUUGAAUAUUCUACAUUCUCAUCUGAACAUUGAUUUUUGUUUGUCUCAACUUUACAAUAAAUGCACAUUUAUAAAUUGCAUAAAAUAUCAGUUAUAUUAUCUAUAUGAGCUAUUGUUAGUCAUUUGAACUAGAUAAUUGUUAUCAUUACAAUGGUUGCAAUGAAAUACAUUGAUUUGCCAGUGAAAUAAAAACUGAUAAUUUCACAUGUGAAAUAAACAUGGUUAUUUCACUCCUCUGAUGUCAUACAACAAUAGACAUUGUCAAGACAUUGAUGACAUCCGAUCAAAACAAAUUGUGAAUGCGUAGAAAAUGAUAAAAUUCCUUACAUUUUCUACAUUUCUUUCACAAAAAAGACCAUUUGCCAAUGUAAUAAAGAUAAUAUUAAACUUGUGACUCAACAUCACUGAUAAUUAACUCAUGAAUUAAUGACGGUCACCCUUUAAUUUUUUUCUCUAUUUGAAUUCUUUGAUUAGUUAUUCUAUAAGGGAUAAUCAAGAAAAAAUUUGGAAUAUGUUUCAUAUCAGUGUCCUCUUAUGAGCAUUUUUAAAUCAAUUUUUGGAAAAAAGGAGUAGGUCCAUUAAGACCCCUUUUCAGCCCCAAAAUAAAGCAGUUUUACAAAAUUGUUUAAAUGUAAACUGUGAGUUAUUUAUUGGAAAGCAGAAUGCUUAUGCUACACAAAUAUGGGCUAUAAAUACAAUGCACAUAUAUCGGGUACAAGCAUCAUAAAGUCAUGCUAAAAUUACUGAAAUCUUCACACUUUUAGCAUUUUAGUUAAAUUUUAGACGGUUUCUGUCUUAAAUGAAAGUGGCCCCAUUUGUGUUCAUUCCUAACAUUGAAAUGUAAGUUGUAUUUGAUGAUAAUACAUAAAAUAUAUAAAGGUUGAGAAUGAACAUGGAUGUGGCCACUUUUUUGACAAAAACCAUCUGAAAAGUGACAUAUUUUGACAAACUUCAUAGUUUUUUCAUGUUUAAACUUGAAUCGGUGUGUUUUUGGUGACUAAAUCAGUUAAAAUCUUUUACAGAAACUAGUUGAUUUAACUGAAAUAGACACUUAAAUGUUUAAAAAGUGUACAAAAUCUUUCAUCAGAUGAACCUGAAAUUUGAGGCCAAAAUCAUUCCUUACCGGACCUACUCCUUUAUUAUGUUAUUUGGCACUAUGUAUAUAUUGUUUUAUAAUUAAGUGCAGCCUGAUAUAACACAAUGAUGCAAGUGACACAAUAAUACAAGUGAAACAUAUUUUAUGUCAGCUAGCCUUCAUAGGCUUAUGAUGCACUGUUCUUCUAAAAUUCCAAUAGUUAUCUGUAUGCCUGGAUUCUAUUUGCAAUUUCUUUGGACACUGAGACUAUUUACAAUUAUUUUUUUUGGUCAGACUAUUAUUAUGUAAGGUAAUUGUUCUUCAAAAUCUAUUUGGUUUUAAAAAUGUAAAUAGGGUAUUAUUUUUCCCUGGAAAGACUUCAAAGUUUGAAGUUGAUUAUACUUGCUUUAGUUUGUCUUGCAUAGGGAGAGUUAUUUUGUAAAUUAUUUUAACCAAGUUAUCAAUUUAAUUAAACAGCAAAUUUCUUUCUAAAACAUAAAACUGUUUAAAUUUCAAAUGUUCAUAUUUUUUUAUUUUUUUUUUAUAUAGAAUAGUUAUAUAAAUAAUGUUUUUAUAAAUGUGUGUGUGUGUGUGUUUUUGUGUGGGAUUUAAAGAUUUCUGUUAUUUAUUUUUGAAAGAGCAUAAUAUAUUGUACAAUGUUGUAAAAUAAAUUAGUGUAGAUUGUGAAAAGUUAGUGUAGAUUAUGACUACCGACCGGGUAAUGUGACUUUAUACUUACUGACAGGGUUUUCUUUUUAACUGUGACACUAUUAUUUUGAUAUUCAAGAAUACAAUGUUUUAAUGGGUAGAUAUUAUUUAUGUGCAUCAUGAACAAACAUUGUUGAUACUAUAUUACUAGCCACAUGCACACAAAUGCAACUGUUUAACAAUACAUUGGUGCUGCAUUCACAGAAAUAAGUUUGAAAUGUCCCAAAUAACAUACACAAAAUGUAUUGGUCUUUAUCUCAAAAUCCAUGUCUAUUGGGUUUUUUUACAAGGGGCAAAAAAUUGCAUUUUUUCUCCCCUGUUAAAGAAGAAGACAUAUUGUAUAAGUAUGAUUUUUCUUCCUCUUGUAUCACAGCCAAAUAGCCUUUCCUGUACUGAUGUGCAAUAAAGCAAACAAUCAAUUUAUCUUCCUCUGGUUAUUUUUGUUCACUUACAAAAUUGUCUAGAUCAUAAUUUAUUUCAUGUUUUGACCAACAUUUGUACUUAUAAGAAACUAAAACAAUAUUUAUUCAAAAGAGGGAUGAAAUAUACCAAAGGAACAUUCAAACUCACAUGUUGAAAA
This is a messenger RNA of Mytilus trossulus (common blue mussel), 3767 nucleotides long. RefSeq lists its product as uncharacterized. Bases 116 to 1027 code for a protein of 303 amino acids. Lineage: Eukaryota; Metazoa; Mollusca; Bivalvia; Mytilida; Mytilidae. Gene Ontology annotation, cellular component: filopodium; basolateral plasma membrane; apical plasma membrane. The record is from RefSeq and is a predicted model, not a curated record. Gene Ontology annotation, molecular function: chemokine binding; protein-folding chaperone binding; signaling receptor binding. The transcript is spliced from 9 exons. Gene Ontology annotation, biological process: Rho protein signal transduction; cell-cell adhesion; positive regulation of extracellular matrix disassembly.